AUGGCAUCACAGAUCAUCUUACCCGAAGAGGGCAAAAACAAUAUCUUGAUCACAAGCGCACUCCCCUACGUCAAUAACAUUCCGCAUCUCGGAAAUGUUAUCGGCAGCGUACUCUCGGCGGAUGUCUUCGCGCGAUUCAGUAAACUGCGCGACAGACCAACACUCUUCAUCUGCGGAACAGAUGAAUACGGAACGGCGACCGAAGCAAGAGCUCGCGAGACUGGACAAACUCCAAAGCAACUUUGCGACGAGUUCCACACGAAGCACAAGGAGAUCUACGACUGGUUUGAGAUUGGAUUCGACUACUUUGGCAGAACCACGACCGAGCAGCAGACGAUCAUCGCACAAGAUAUCUUCCUGAAGCUGCACAAGAACGGAUACUUGGAGGAGCGAACAACCAAACAACCAUACUGCGAACAUCACCACUCCUUUCUGGCCGACCGAUUCGUCGAAGGCACGUGUCCCAAAUGCCAGUACAACGAUGCGCGGGGCGAUCAAUGCGAUCUAUGCGGCAGUCUCCUCGAUGCGCUCGAGCUCAUCAACCCUCGAUGCAAGGUGGAUGGCACAACUCCUGUCGCCAAGGACACCACCCAUAUCUUUCUGCGUCUGGAUAAAGUACAAGCAGAUAUUGAGGGUUUCUUUGCACAGUCGAGCGUGGCUGGCGGAUGGUCAGCCAACGGCAUUGCGAUUACAAAGUCAUGGCUGGAAAAGGGACUGGAAGGUCGCAGUAUCACACGAGAUUUGACUUGGGGUACACCAGUUCCAUUGCCUGGAUACGAAGACAAGGUUCUAUACGUCUGGUUCGAUGCCUGCAUAGGUUAUCCCUCGAUCACCGCCAAUUACACAAAGGAUUGGGAGCUCUGGUGGCGCAACCCGGAUCAGGUCAAGCUCUUUCAAUUCAUGGGCAAAGACAACGUUCCUUUCCAUACAGUCAUCUUCCCGGGAUCUCAGCUCGGAACUAAGGACAAGUGGACAAAGCUGCACACCAUCUCCGUUACCGAGUACCUGAACUACGAGCAAGGAAAGUUCUCGAAAUCGAGGGGAAUUGGUGUCUUUGGUGAUGGUGCCAAGGAGACUGGAAUUCCGCCUUCGGUGUGGAGAUAUUACUUGAUUGCGAACAGACCUGAGAUUGGCGAUACUCAAUUCGAGUGGAAAGCUUUCAUUGCGGGCAACAAUAGUGAACUUCUUGCGAAUGUUGGUAACUUCGUCAAUCGAUUGGUCAAAUUCGUCAACGCGAAGCUUGAUGGUACGGUUCCAGAAUUCCUCCCAACCUACGAGGACGAUUCCUUCGAUUUCCCUGGCUUCAUUUCUGAGGUCAAUGGCCUUCUCACCGAGUACAUCGCCGAAAUGGAAGCUGUGCGUCUGCGAGCGGGGCUGAAGAAGUUUAUGGAGAUUUCCGCGAAAGGCAACCUCAUCCUUGCUGGCCGUCUUGACAACGCCAACUUGACCAACAGCCCGGCACGGACCCACGCUAUUGUUGGAAUUGCUCUGAACCUUGCAUACCUUCUUGCGUCUAUCUCGUCCCCGUUCAUGCCCUCAACCGCGAAAUCCAUCGCUGAGCAACUCAACGGCCCUCUUCUCUCGAUUCCCGAUAAAUGGAAUGCAGGUGCUCUUUCAGGCGGCCACAAGAUUGGCAAGGCCGCAUACCUGUUCACCAGAAUUGACGAGAAGAAGGAAGAAGAGUGGCGAAACAAGUAUGGUGGUACACAGGCUUCUCGACAAGCCGAAGAAGAGGCCAAAGCCAAGAAGGCAGCGGACAAGGCGAGAGAUAAGGAGCGCAAGAAAGCUAGGAAAGAAGCUGCCAAUGCAGCUGGAUCAAGUGCAGAGGCCUCUAAGAGCCCGGACGCCGCUAAGGAUACUGAUGCGAAGGAAGGUACCGGUGCGAAAGACUCAGAGCCCAAGCUAGAUCUGGAGUCGCAAAUCAAGAAGAAUCUCGAAGCCUUGAAGGGGACUCGGCUUUCGAAGGAGGGUGAGACUGAGUUGCCGCUGGGAGGCAAGACUGCUGAAGAGCAAGCACCGCCACCCUCUGCCGCUCCCUGA
Molecule: messenger RNA, 2040 nt
Organism: Drepanopeziza brunnea f. sp. 'multigermtubi' MB_m1
Lineage: Eukaryota; Fungi; Ascomycota; Leotiomycetes; Helotiales; Drepanopezizaceae
Biological process (GO): methionyl-tRNA aminoacylation
Cellular component (GO): aminoacyl-tRNA synthetase multienzyme complex; cytosol
Molecular function (GO): ATP binding; methionine-tRNA ligase activity
Source: RefSeq, a predicted model, not a curated record